This is a messenger RNA of Amaranthus tricolor (Joseph's coat), 3217 nucleotides long. Its product is annotated as dynamin-related protein 5A. Gene Ontology annotation, molecular function: GTP binding; GTPase activity; microtubule binding. Lineage: Eukaryota; Viridiplantae; Streptophyta; Magnoliopsida; Caryophyllales; Amaranthaceae. Bases 67 to 2532 code for a protein of 821 amino acids. The record is from RefSeq and is a predicted model, not a curated record. Gene Ontology annotation, cellular component: cytoplasm; membrane; microtubule. The transcript has 8 exons.
UCCAACGGUUAAUUAACCCAUAUUCAAAUUCAAAUUUCCCCCUCUUCUCUCCUCUCUUAUACUCCAAUGGCGACUCCAGCAAAAACCCCAUCAAAAACCUCAUCAUCAUCGAAAUCUUCUCAAUCCGCCAAAAGAAAGCACCACCAAAUCACCCAAAAUCCUAACUCUAACACUUCCAUGCCACCAUCUAAUGAAUUCAAAUCCAGAUUUGAAGCUUACAAUCGCUUACAAGCUGCUGCUGUUGCUUUCGGUGAGAAGCUCCCAAUACCGGAAAUUGUUGCAAUUGGUGGACAGUCUGAUGGAAAGAGUUCUCUUCUUGAAGCUUUGCUUGGGUUUCGAUUUAAUGUAAGGGAAGUUGAAAUGGGUACUCGAAGACCUUUGAUUCUUCAAAUGAUUCAUGAUUCUUCCGCUUCCGAACUUCAAUGCCGUUUUCAAGAAGAGGAUUCUGAGGAAUAUGGGAGCCCCAUUUCACUGGCAUCUACUAUUGCGGAUACAAUUAAAUCACGUACUGAGGUGCUUCUGAAGAAGACUAAAACAGCAGUUUCUUCCAAGCCUAUAGUUAUGAGAGCUGAGUAUGCUUACUGUCCAAAUUUGACUAUAAUCGAUACCCCAGGCUUUGUUCUUAAGGCUAAAAAGGGAGAGCCAAACAAUACGCCUGAUGAAAUUUUAUCAAUGGUGAAGUCAUUAGCAAGUCCACCUCAUCGAAUUAUAUUGUUCCUUCAACAAAGUAGUGUCGAAUGGUGCUCAUCUUUGUGGCUGGAUGCUAUUCGUGACAUUGAUCCAACUUUCAAACGAACAAUAAUCGUGGUCUCAAAAUUUGAUAAUCGACUAAAGGAAUUUAGUGAUCGUUGGGAGGUUGAUCGAUACUUAAGCGCAAGUGGUUACCUAGGAGAAAAUAUCAGGCCUUUUUAUGUAGCUCUUCCCAAGGAGAGAAAUACAAUUUCAAAUGAUGAAUUUCGGCGUCAAAUAUCUCAAGUUGACUCUGAAGUUUUGCACCAUCUUCGUGAAGGUGUUAGCGGAGGUUUUGACGAAGAGAAGUUUCUCCCCUUUAUUGGUUUUAAUUCUGUUAGGGGGUUCUUGGAGUCUGAACUUCAGAAGCGAUACAAGGAAGCCGCACCUGCAACACUGGCAUUGCUUGAGCAGCGUUGCUGUGAAGUUACUUCUGAGUUGGCUAGACUGGAAUCAAAGAUACAGGCAACUUCUGAUGUUGCACAUCUCAGGAGGUCAGCAAUGUUGCACACGGCUUCAAUAAGUAGUCAUGUGGGAUCAUUGAUUGAUGGAGCAGCUGAUCCUCCCCCAGAGCAAUGGGGGAAAACAACUGAGGAGGAGCGGUUGCACAGUGGUAUUGGGAGUUGGCCUGGUGUUACUGCAGACAUCAAACCUGCGAAUUCUAAGUUGCGACUUUAUGGAGGUGCUGCCUUUGAAAGAGUUAUGCAUGAAUUUCGAUGUGCUGCAUAUUCUGUUGAUUGUCCUCACGUAUCCAGGGAAAAGGUGGCCAAUAUUUUGCUUGCCCGUAUGGGUCAUGGUGGAAGUAGAGGCAUAACAGAGGCAGCUGCUGAGAUUGCACGUAAUGCUGCCAGAACUUGGCUUGCACCUCUGCUGGACACUGCUUGUGAUCGACUUGCAUUCGUUUUGUUGAAUCUUUUUGAUCUUGCAAGUGAGCGAAAUCAUUGCCAGAAUUUGGACUAUGGGAAGAACACAGGAGACAUGGAUGGCUAUGUUGGUUUUCAUGCUUCUUUGAGGCACUCAUUCAACAGGUUCAUUAAAGAUCUUGCAACCAAAUGUAAACAGCUUGUACGACACCACCUUGAUUCAGUGACAAGUCAAUACUCUCUUGCGUGCUAUGAAACUAAUGUACAUGGAGGUUUUCUAACUUCUGCUUACAGACAAGUUUCUCCUGCAUCACUUUGUCCUGAUCUCUCCGACAGUGCUCGAGCUUUGCAAGAUGAAACUGCAGCAAACCAAGAGAAUGUUCCUCCAGAAAAAAAUGAACGGGAAACUACACCAGGCAAGGGUCCAGAAGGAAGAGAGGCUCUUCGAGGAAAUCUAAUAACAGUGCCUGAGACCCCCUCUCCUGAUCAGCCUGGCGACUUGAUAUAUGGUUUAGUGAAGAAAGAGACAGAGAAUUUCAUCGAAACUGGAGCAAGGAAAAGGCACCCAAGAAUAUUGGCCAACAGCAGAAAUAAUGGCAGUCUUUACUUCGGAAGUGGGGAUAAUUGUUCAAGAUCAGUUUCUGCUUAUGCUGACAUUUGUUCGGCAGCUGCUCUUCAUUUUGCUCGUAUACGUGAAGUUCUUGUUGAGAAGAGUGUGACAACAGCAUUAAAUUCUGGAUUUUUGACUCCUUGUCGAGAAAGGCUGAUGGUAUCUCUUGGGAUGGAUUUAUUUGCUGUAAAUGAUGAAAAAUUCAUGGAUAUGUUUGUUGCACCUGGGGCGAUUGAUAUUCUUCAAAACGAAAGGCAGUCUCUCAAAAAGCGGCAAAAGAGCCUCCAAUCUUGCUUGGAUGAAUUUAAGAGUGUUGCUAGGACUCUCUGACGUAGCUUCAGGAUCGUUCUUCAGCUCCAACUCAGUUUUCUGUUGUUACUGUUGCUGCUAGCAACAGCAAUAUUCCUUGUAUUGUUACUGACUGUUACUUGCAAUGCCACUUCUCUGUCGCUGACACCCAAUCUCGGUGAACAACAGCCAGUAAGAGGUCAGUUGUUUGCUCUUGUAUGCAAUAGAUGAGUGCUUUCCUAUGUAAGCAAUUGUUAAUAUUUCAUAAAGGUUAUGUGCUGUUGGGGGUCGCACUUGGAUCGGAAUGGUUAGCUUUGGGUCUAUUGGGUCUGCACAAGUUCGGUACCGGUUGAAGUUUGAGUUGAGUGUUAAUCAAACUCAGGGUGUCAUCGGUUAAUAAUUGGGUUGUGUUUCCGUGCACGAGUCAAGUUCAAGGCUUACUUUUUGAGUAUGAAUCGGUUACUAGCUACUAUGAAUUUGGGUCAAUAUCAGAUUAAGUUGCUAGUUCUUAAAUUGAGUAUGAUCGGAUUCUUUUUCCUUAAAAAAAUGUGGUUACAAUGCAAAUUAGUUGAUGAUUUAUCGGAUGCACCAAAUCAAUGUCUUAUAAUUGUUUCAAUUGGAGACGUGUAUCAUUGUCAACGCUUAUUUUACGAAUCGGUCCAUAACAAUUUUGGGUUUUAGGUUUCAUCAACUGUUAUUCAAAAGAAUUUUAGGAUUGAUUUGCAAA